CAAGAUUAUCACACAUGGGGUAUACCAGCCAGAGACAAUCAGCCUUACUCCUCCUCUGAUGGACUUGGACCCUAUCGAAGAAAGAAUUUAUUUGGUAUGCAACCGUUUUACAUGGCUUUCGAACGUGACUAUAAAGCGCAUGGUGUCCUCAUAUUCAAUUCAAAUCCGCAGGACAUAACAGUUGGCCCAGCACCUCAUCUUAUCUAUCGCACUAUUGGUGGCAUGUUGGACAUUUACUUUUUCCCAGGCCCUACUCCCGAAGAUGUUAUUCGUCAAUAUACAGCUCUCGUUGGACGGCCUGCGUUGCCCGCAUAUUGGGAACUUGGAUUUCAGAUGAGUAAUAGUGGCUGGCAAAAUUUGACCGCAAUGCAGAAUAUUGUUAAUGACUUCAAUCGACUGAACAUUCCGCUAGAUGUGGUCUAUGCGGACAUUGAAACGAUGGAUAGUUAUGAAGAUUUCACAAUUGGAUACGUAAAUUUUGCGAUUGUUCUUUAUGCUUUCCUAAUAUCAAUCUGUUAUCAUUCCAUUAUCAUACUAUGA
Anisakis simplex (herring worm) is the source of this 540-nucleotide messenger RNA. The record is from the annotation of a GenBank genome assembly. NCBI's taxonomy places the organism in Eukaryota, Metazoa, Nematoda, Chromadorea, Rhabditida, Anisakidae.